AUGGCAGGAACUGUUAAUUUUCUAUUGCUGUCUCUUGUCGCCGUUAUGUUUGUUUCAGCCCAGACAGGGUCCUCAUGUCAACUGAACCAGCAGGAAAUUAGGAAGGACAUCUUGGAAUGUAUAGCACAUGAACCAAGUCUCUUCUUUCAAGUUAUGGAGCACAUUAACAAUCCUAAAUCUAUGGCCACUGUGGAUUUUAUCUGCAAAAACCAGAAUGAUGUGGUUGGCAUUGCACUGUGUCUGGAGGACAAACUGGCAUCAUGCUAUCCUUCAGUAAAGGAUGUCAUUAAACAGUAUCUGCCCAACAAGGAACACCUGAGCAAGGCUCUCCAGUUCAUGUGUGAACACAAGAAAGAUUUUGUGGAAAACACCUGCAUGAACCCUGGACAGGCACAAGAAUUUAUGCAGUGCUACAUGGGCAAGCUGGGAAGUACCAUGAUGACAUUACGUUCUGACCACGAUAUACAGACAGCUAUGUGCAGUGUUAUCCAUUCAGAAGAGCAGUGCAUCAAGCAAUAUCAUGGUAGCUGCACUACAAACUAUGUUGACCUUGUGGUCCAGCUCUUGAACAUUCUUGCUCCUUACUGUCCAGUAGUGGUGCUUGACAUCAAGAACCAGGCACUAAAUGAAGCAAUGGGCAGUAUGCUUGUCAAUGGACAGCCUCUGAUGUUCCAGCCACAGGGAGAGGUCAAGUACAACAUUGUUAAAAGCUAA
Messenger RNA from Candidula unifasciata, 714 nucleotides. NCBI's taxonomy places the organism in Eukaryota, Metazoa, Mollusca, Gastropoda, Stylommatophora, Geomitridae. The record is from the annotation of a GenBank genome assembly.